CUAAUACGGUGACGUUCGUGUAACGGGUCCGACCCAAUAUACCGGCCCAAAAUAUCCCUAAAGCCCAAGAGCAGGGAAAAGCCCAAGGAGAAUCAGCGGGUCCCCGAACGAGAAUUUGGUGACUAAGGAAGACACCCGCUCGGCACAUCCCGAAUGGGGUGUAAUCAACACUUGGACAACCAGUUUUCUUCCGGAUUAAUGGCUAAGCACAUCUCAGUACCGAUCAGAGUCACGUGCAAGUGACAGACUUCAUUUAAUGCUGGAUUGUGGAGAUCCCAAGUGGGAGCAUGGGUGCGCAAGUGCCCAUUUUCCAAAAAACAACAUGUUCUUCCUUCUACAAUCGCCGACUUGAGGAUUACGAUGUUGAAAAAAUGCCCUCCUGGAUGACCUUUCUAGUCCAUGAAAUUAGGGCAUUUUGUAGCUCCUCUAUACACCAUUGAAGAGUGUCAAGAAUUCAGUGGCACACCAAGUGUACAACCACUCGGCAUAUAUGCAGGUUGCGGACUUCUGGGCGAUAGUUGAAGCUAUUGUGCUUUAUUGGAAUGCUAGGUGAAGUUAUGAUGUCCCUUGAACUUAUCAUUUCCAUGAAGCAUAAUUUCUAAUGUUAGAAGAUAUUGUAUCAAUGGAACAAUUUGAAAAUUUUAUCAAACUGACAUAGCUGCUACUCAUCAUACAAAAUGUACUUGUAUCUGCUUGGGGAUAUCAUGGAAAUUAUUUAAUGGAAGAUUUGGAAGAUGUAUAUGUACUCCUCUAGAUUUAAUGAUCAUCAUCAUAAUGUUGCUUGCUCCAGCAGUUAGUUUUAUUAAGAUAGAUUGCUUUUAUUUUUAUCACCUAUUCAUUUAGUGAUUGAUCCAUAUAGAAUGUUUCGAUGAAAGGAUAUCCAGUAAAUGUGUUUAGGAUGCUUUUAAUGUGUUGUGUAAUACUCCGUAGUAUUUAUAAAGCAGCAACUUGCGCUCAUAUAGAUUUAUAUGGUCUUACUGAAGGACUGUUUUAUUAAGCUAAGGAGAUGUGUGAAUAUGCAGUGUUUGAACAAUUUGUUUCAUUAUCUGAAAUGGAUUGUAAAUACCAUUCUAUUGGGUGAUAGCAUGUUUUUCAAUUUUUUUUACCAUCUAAACCUCGUAACUCGUAAUCUUGUAGACAAGAUGAAAUUUCACUCUCUAUCCUUAUGCCUUAUUGAUUUAUCUUUCUCCCUCUAUUUUCUCACUUUAAUUUCUCAUAUUGUCACUUUUUAUAAUGUUAUACGAUUCAUUCUUAUUGGUGCAUGUAUUAAAAUAUUAAAAGAACUUUGAAGUUUUAGUGGCUUUAGUCCCACACAACUUAAAGAAUAAAAUAGACCACUUAAUCUAUCUCUAAUUUGCAUACUAAAGACACCUGAACCCGCUAAUUUGCAUACUAGCGGCAGUGUGAAGCGGUUCACCGUUAAUGCUGUUAUGGGCAUAAAUCAGGAUUUGAAGGCAUUGGAAGCUUUUGCUUAUGAGAAGUUCCAUAGCACUGAGUUGAGCGAAAUUUAUAGUGAAGGGAGUUUCAGAGGAUGCUUGAUAGCGGCUAGGCAAUUGUUAAACCUUUUGUAGAGCAGUUAACCUGAGAACUUCAUGAAUGUUGUGAUAAGGCAGAAGAACUAUAAUGCUUUGGACUAUAAAAGGGUUGCAACCCUUUGUGACAAGUACCAGGACUAUGCUGAUGGAAUAUUUGGAAGUCUUGCAAGACGAAAUGCUAAGCAAAGCGCCCUGAAAAAAUCCAUGGACAUGCUAAAGAAAAGACUCCGGGAUUUUAACUAAGAAAUCAGAAUAUAUGGAUUAGAAAGUAGUACCAAAAUUUUCUUUUUAUUUUGGUUAAAGAUAAUUAAAAUUCUUUUAUUUUCUGCUUAAUAUUUAAAUUCUAUUCAAUUUAUUGACCAGAUUUUUCAUGUAAAAAAAAGACACCUGAACUCAAAGAACUUAACUUCUUGUGUGCUACUUCUCCACAUGUGUAUCCAUAAUUAUAAUAUUUUACUUACAUUUUGUUUCACUUCUCUACACCAGUGAUGGGCCGAUGAGAUAGCGUCGAUAAUGAGGACUUCUGCUGGUUGGACACAGCGGUGCAAAACAGAUGUCUAUAUUCAAAGAUUUGCAAGUACAAGGACACAAAACUCAUGGUUUGAAGUUUGAACGACUUUGAAGUGUUUUGAAGAUACUUGUAUUAUCAUAUCACUUAGUUAAGACAUUUACCUCAGCUAAUAAAGUAACAAAUACUUUUAUAGUGCACAUUGUUUUUUCCUUCAUACUUUUAGAUGCUUGUUAGUCGGAAAAUAUGAGCAGUGAUGAAAUGUAAAUGCAUGCCCUUCUCAUCUAAUCGUAAGCAAUCUUAUAGAACAAUAUCUUUUUUAUUCCACUUUUGAAAAACA
This is a messenger RNA of Cuscuta europaea, 2383 nucleotides long. The record is from the annotation of a GenBank genome assembly. Lineage: Eukaryota; Viridiplantae; Streptophyta; Magnoliopsida; Solanales; Convolvulaceae.